UUCACUGGCGUAACAGAAAGGAUAUUUGAAGCCACUGCGCUCUCUGGUCUAUUCUCAAUCAGACGGGCAGUCGGUGGGGGCACGUCUGAUUAGAAAUCUACUUUUUAGGGACUCAAUUGACACAUUAAAGGAUUACUACGCAAGUGACCAAAUAAGGGAACGUGUAGCCUACUCUACACUUUGACCAAUAAUUAUUUAUUAUACGAGGUUCCAUACUUUGGAUGAGUAUGCUCUUUUUUUUCCAUUAUUGUGCAAGAGCCUUUAAACAACUUUAAAGGUUUGUGUUUUCUCUGUUUAUAAAACGUUUCUAAGGUUUUCUAAUAACCUCCGUUUUAGAAAACCUGUCAUCGCAAGGAAAAACGUUCGAUACACAAGUCGCUGCCACACAGCGGGAAUAAGGACAAAAGCAUCUGUACCAACAACACAGGCGGUGUUGCCGCCACACUUCAAAGCGAAAUAACCUGUUAAAUGUGUCAAUGACUUUCAUACAUAUUCUGCUUUGGCUAAGUGAACAGACAUCCUGAGCAAGAACCAACGAAAACUAAUUUGAACUAUUAUGCAUACAUAGCUAAUUUGUAACUGUUUAAAUUAAAGACUCCCUUGAACCACUACGCUAUUUAUUUUAGAAAGGAAGAAUAACUUUUGUCUGAAGCUCUCCAACCUCUGGUUUCCUCUACACCGCAUGUGUUUUUGCUGAGUUUACUGCACAUAUCGUGUUUCUUGACAAGCAAAGCACUACACACGAAGCUGGAGUUACCAUACCAUUGUUCUGUUUUGAAGAGCGGACCCCUUUGUCUUCCACGGCCAAGAUGAGUGUGAACAUCUCCUCUCCCGCCCCGGCGCCUACUCGUCCCCUGCGGCUGAAGCGGCUGGAGCUGGACGACCCUCAGGAUGACACGGAAGCCCUGAAAUGCAAGCGUCCUCGGCUGAGCCUUCCACCCUCGUCCCCUGGCCUGGCCCCCUGCCUAAGGCCCCUGAGCCACAGCCCAGACUCCGACCAGCACUGUGUGUCCUGCAUUGGGCCCUACGUCCUGCUAGAACCCACCGAGGGGACAGAGACCUACAGGGCCUUCCACAGGGUUACGGAGCAGGAGUACAUCUGCAAGGUGUUCUCUAUGAGGCGGUACCAGGAGUUCACCGCCCCCUACGUCCGCCUGCUGCCCCACGACAACAUUUGCCGCAUCGCCGAGGUGAUAACAGGCGAGCAAAGCGUCUUUGUCUUCUUUCAGCGCAACUACGGCGACAUGCACUCGUACGUGCGCACAUGCAAGCGGCUCCAGGAGGAAGAGGCGGUGCUUCUCUUCCGCCAGAUGGCGGUGGCGGUGACACACUGUCACAAGCAUGGGGUGGUCCUGCGCGACCUCAAGCUGCGCAAGUUUGUCUUCGUAGACCAGCAGAGGACCAAACUUGUUCUUCAGAACCUGGAAGACUCCUGUCUGCUCCACGGGGACGACGACUCUCUUACGGACAAGCACGGCUGCCCGGCCUACGUGGGCCCAGAGAUCCUCAACUCGCACCACUCGUACUCAGGGAAGGCUGCUGAUGUCUGGAGCCUGGGCGUGGUGCUCUACACCAUGCUGGUGGGUCGCUACCCGUUCCAGGAUGUGGAACCUGCCGCUCUCUUUAGUAAGAUCCGCCGGGGGACCUUCACAGUGCCAGAGUCGCUCUCGGUGCGGGCUAAGUCGCUGGUGUGCUGCAUGCUGCGUAAAGCACCCUUGGAGAGACUGGAGGCCUCAGAAUUGCUGCUCCACCCGUGGCUGAACUGUUCCAAUAACACAACACCUCCCAACAUGCACCUCAACCCCAGGAACUGCACUGACCAAGUGGUCCCCAACUACACAGAAGAUACUAAGGACACAGGCUGUUUCUAGAAUAAAAAUAAAAAUGUCCUCUGUCCCAGUGAUGCAAGUAGAGCAGUAUCAUCUCCAUAGAGGGACUACUGGUAAUGCAGGGUUUUUUCCUACCUACCUGACACUUAAGAAACAUAACAUAGUCACAUGGCAUUACAUAUUUCCAAAGUAAACCUCUUAUGCUAAUGUCUAACUGCAGUUUGGUAUCAAAGCAGUCAAGCUUUGUUAAUCUGUUGUUAGACAUUAGCAUGUAUAGAUGUUGAAGUUGUGCUUUUGAAGAAGUUGUGAACGUGUUAUGCAGGGCCCUUAAUCCAAAUUGUUACCAAAUGUAUUAUAUAGUUCGGUGUCAUGAAGCAUGUAUUUGUUUAGGUAGUGACAUUGCGGUUACGCAAAGCAGUAACUACUAACUACUGGAUCUCCUGGCAACGUGUAACAGACGCCUCCUUCGAGUUAGAUGUAUAUCUGCUUGUCAAGGGUCCAAUGCAGUUAUUUCCACACUGCAGUGUAACCUCAAGAAAAGCGCUUUUCAAAAGCUACCCAACUAUUGUGCUUUAACCAAUGGACAUUGUUUUGUUGACUCAAUGGGAAUAACAGGUGAAAACAGUCCUCGGGAUCCCUUGCCCCAUAUAGAAGCAGACUGUCUAGCAGUAUUCCCUUUUUGCUGGAAGCAGUAAUUUGACCCAUUUUUGAUUGUGAGCAACUCUGUUGGGACACUAAAUUGAAGCUGUAUACUGAACAAAAAUGUAAACACAACAAUUUCAAAGAUUUUACUGAGUUACAGUUCAUAGAAGGAAAUCAGUCAACUGAAAUAAUUUAAUUUGUCCCUAAUCUAUGGAUUUCACAUGACUGGGCAGGGGCGCAGGAGGAGCCCACUGCAGAGCCAGGCCUAGCCAAUCAGAAUGAGGUUUUCUCCACAAAAGAGCUUAAUUACAGACAGAAAUAGUUCUCAGCACCCCCUCCCCCCUCAGACGAUUCCGCAGGUGAAGAAGCCGGAUGUGGCGGUCGUGGGCUGGCGUGGUUACAUGAGGUCUGCGGUUCUGAGGCCGGUUAGACGUACUGCCAAAUGUUCUAAAAUUACUUUGGAGGCGGCUUAUGAUAGAGAAAUUAACAUUUUAUCUCUGGCAACAGCUCUGUUGGACAUUUCUUCAGUCAGCAUGCAAAUUGUACAUCUGUGGCGUUGUGUGACAAAACUACAUUGUAUUGUCCUCAGCAGCAGGUGCACCUGUGUUAUCAUCAUGCUGUUUAAUCAGCUUCUUGAUAUGAAACACAGGAGAAAUGCUCACCAACAGGAAUGUAAACAAAUUUGUGCACAAGAUUUGAGAAAAGCAUUUUGUCUUAUGGAAAAUGUCUGGGAUCUUUUAUUUCAGCUCAUGAACUGUAACCUUUAUUUAACUAGGCAAGUCAAUUAAGAACAAAUUGUUAUUUACAAUGACAGCUGACCCCGGCCAAACCAGGACGAUGCUGGGCCAAUUGUGCACAUGAAACAUGUGAUCUUCUUUACAUGUUGCGUUUUUAUUUUUGUUCAGUAUAUAUCUGACAGGAUUGAUACCUGAUGCCUCUGAACUUGACAAAAUCCUAGAAUACUUGAAGCACGUUUUGUGCCUUUGUUUGUGUGUACUGUUGUUUACAUAUUUGAGUGACAAAUCUGGAUCGUUUCAACCAUUAAAGUGCCUUGUUUUCAUAA
Messenger RNA from Oncorhynchus mykiss (rainbow trout), 3534 nucleotides. RefSeq names its product tribbles homolog 2. Gene Ontology annotation, molecular function: mitogen-activated protein kinase kinase binding; protein kinase activity; ATP binding. Gene Ontology annotation, biological process: protein phosphorylation; positive regulation of proteasomal ubiquitin-dependent protein catabolic process; regulation of MAP kinase activity. Lineage: Eukaryota; Metazoa; Chordata; Actinopteri; Salmoniformes; Salmonidae. The record is from RefSeq and is a predicted model, not a curated record. Gene Ontology annotation, cellular component: nucleus.